UUGUGAAUAUCUUAACUAGAUAUGUUUGUGUCGCGGUAAUAUUUCGUGUAGUUUACAUCAGUUUGCUCAAUUUAAAUGGUUGUGGUGUAUCUCCGACAAUUAAAUCCAGAAACGACUAGUAAAGGCAUAUAACAUUACGAGAAGCAAGUUUCAAACGAGGUCGCAUGGUGUAAAUCAUUUAAAAUCACGGACAAUCUGGAAAAAUUACAAGAAUGUCGAACGAACGUACAAUUAGUAUCGUCACUCUUCCAGAUAAAUCAACAGAAGAGAAUAAAAUUGAUUCAAAAAUUUUAUUUGUAAAGUAACAGAUAUAGAAAAUAAAACGGAGAAGUCUGCAAAUUUCGAGAGAGCCAUUACUGCAGCUGGUUAUGGAAAGUUUCAGUAUUUCCUUCUUCUAUCAAUUAUUCCUGUGUCAUGGUCAACAAGCCUUAACACUUCCAGUGUUGGGAUCAUUCUUCCUUCUGCAGAAUGCGAUCUGCAAAUAACUUUCUAUCAGAAAGGUGUCCUAACUGCUAUCGUAUACGUAGGAAUGGUCUGUAGCGGUCCUCUAUGGGGUUAUAUAGCGGAUGUCAAAGGUAGAAGAACCGUUUUCCUCUUCGGCUAUUUAGCUGACGGUAUAUGUAACAUUUUAUCAGGAUUAUCGCAAAAUUUUUGGACGCUGUUAUUUUUUAAAUUCCUUAGCGGUUUCAUUAUAAGCGGUCCUCAUGCUUCCAUCGUGGCGUACUCCUCUGAAUUCUAUGGGAAGAAAGGAAGAGGGAAAAUACCAUUGCUGAUCGGUUUCAGCAUCACACUUGGAAAUAUCGUGAGUUCAGCGCUCGCGUUGAUCAUCAUUCCUCAAGAGUGGUCCAUCGUUCUUUGGGACGGAGCAUUUGUCUACAAUUCUUGGAGAUUUUUCUUAUCUGCCUGUAGUAUGCCAAUAUUGAUCGGUGUUGUUUGUCUCUUCAUGUUUCCGGAAAGUCCAAAGUUUCUCAUGUCGCAAGAUCGUAUGGACGAUGCGUUGAAAGUUUUCCAGAGGAUUUACAGCAUAAACACGGGCAAACCGCCGGAACAAUAUCCGAUUCAAUAUUUACAAAACGAUCCUCCUUCCAUGGAAGAAUCAAGUAAUGUUGAUCACGAUGAAAAUAUGAAGAAGAAAAAAAUUUUCACUAAUCCGUAUUUGUCUCGACUUUUUUCGGUCAUUGUCAUGCAAUUUGGGUCAAUGUUUGCAACAAACACGUUUCGAUUAUGGCAACCUCAAUUGUUCACGAUUCUAGAAAAUUUCGAUCCAUUGACUUAUAAUUUGACAGCAGAACACGAAUCUACAUUUUGCGAAAUUUUGGAUUUCACAACCUCUUUGAGUGCUUCUGAAAACAUUGUAGAAAAUGCGACGUGUAAAAACAUUGUUGUCAACGAGUCUGUUUACGUGAACACAAUCAUUAUAUCUACUAUAGGAAGCUUUCUUCUUCUCUCAAGUAGCUUCAUACUGAAUUACUUGAGACACAAAAUCUUAUUAGCUAUUUGUUACGGAAUAUCGCUAAUAUGUAUAAUUAGUCUCUAUUGGUCAUCUAAUUCAUUAUUAACAUUAUUGUUGUCAAGUUUCUUCAUUGGAUUCACGAAUAAUACUCAAAAUAUCAUUAUUUCUGCAACGGUCAUCAUGUUCCCAACUUCUUUAAGGGCGAUCGCAGUGAGUAUCGUAAUGAUGGUUGGAAGGAUAGGAUCGAUCUGUGGAAAUAUUCUUUUCCCAAUUCUUCUGGCGCAAGGAUGCUUUGUACCGAUGAUCCAGUUGGCGUGCUUCAUAUUAUUUUGUUCUAUUUUAACAUAUUAUCUACCCUUGUUCAAAAAGGGAGAGAAAAAAUAAGAAAAGUCUCGAAUUUUAUUUUAUUUUCACUUUUGAAUACUCGAAACGAUUUUUCAAUCAGAAAUCAUCAAACUCUCGAAAUAAUAUAUUAGAGAAUAUAUCAAAUUUAAAAGCAAUUCAAUCAAAGGUCGAAAGUGUGUAAAAUAAAAUAGAUUUAUACGUGACUCGAGUAAAUCGCCAAUAAAGGAGUUUCCAUUUCAUAUAAUAUACUCCGAAUGAUAGAUCUCGGAUAACCUAUAGACCUCGUUGUUCAAACCGGGGAAUUAUGCUCAUCCUUGAACCAUUCUAGCAUGAUCGAAUAUUUCCAAAAGGAACCACGAUCGUCUUCUUAAGAAACAACCGCCAUUUUGCGCAACAGCGUAAAACGAAACAUGCAAAACAAGAGAAUAAUGGAAGAUUUAUCGAAGCAAGAAAGCACGCGUUCAAACGCAAAGAAGGGAACAACGACAACAAUAUUACACAAUGAACGAGUGGAUGUUUCCAGUUGGACAGUCUUCACGGUCACAUUUUCAACCGGGGAAGAAGAUCAAUCUCGAUUUAAAACAAUGAUCGAGCCCGUCGAGGACGAACGUGGCGUUCCUCGACUGGCGUGAACACGAAGCUGCCACGGGGGCCUUGGGUUUCACUUUCGACACAUCCUGGAGAGCCCUCCGCCGCAGCCUUCACCCACAUGCUCGUUCUUCUCGAUCCCUCGCUAAGUAAGUAAGUAAAUACUAUUUACUACGCUUCUGUUCAAGUGGAGUUUCGUGUGGACGAUGCUUUAUCAAGCGCCCGGGAUCUCGACACCUUCGAACCGACCAUGUUGAUCGAGUAAUUACGCGUGGCCAUAAAAAUCGCCGUGAAUAUUACAAUGAGAGAAAGUCAAGGCAUCUUGUUGCGAUGCAAUCUUCUGCAUGCUAUUAUGGCUACAACACUCGAAGAUCGCAGGAGAAAAACUUGAUAAGUUAUAAUUUUUAAAUCUCUUAGGGGAAUUUUGAAAGUGGACUUGUCGAAUUAUUUUCACAUAUUUUUAUCUUUGAAGUAUUGAAGGUAUUUUUAAUUAUAUGAUUUAAAAUAUAAGGAACCAAUCUUGUGGUCUUCAUUUGAUAUUAAUAUUUUUUUUCGUUUUUGUUUUAUUGUUUUUCAAAGGAAUGGACACUUCUUAUAUUCAGAAUUAGAAAUUGAAUGAAUUAGAAAUUUUCUGUGUACGCAAUUCAUGGAAUGCAUUCAACAGACAUAUAUUUUAUCUUGAUGGAUUAAUGUAUAUAUUAAGAUUCUUAAGAUUAUUUUUUUAUAGCUUUGGGAUAUUCAGGAUAAUUUAAUAUACGAAUAUAAUACGUAUUUAUUAUUAAUUUGAUCACGAUUCCAUUUUACCUAUAUAAUUCACUAUUGUUUCUAUUUGUGAGUAUAAUUAAGACAUUACACGACGAUAAUUACAAUCUAUAUCCAUGAAAAAAAUAAGCAAUUCAAUUAAUCCGAUGGCGAAUUGAAUGUGAUACAAUUAACGGGACACGAAUGACAAUAAGUACGAAUAAUAAAAAGAAAUUGUGCACA
Molecule: messenger RNA, 3370 nt
Organism: Apis cerana (Asiatic honeybee)
Lineage: Eukaryota; Metazoa; Arthropoda; Insecta; Hymenoptera; Apidae
Product: synaptic vesicle glycoprotein 2C
Biological process (GO): transmembrane transport
Cellular component (GO): membrane
Molecular function (GO): transmembrane transporter activity
Source: RefSeq, a predicted model, not a curated record